This is a messenger RNA of Erigeron canadensis, 1842 nucleotides long. Its product is annotated as pollen receptor-like kinase 3. Gene Ontology annotation, molecular function: protein binding; ATP binding; protein kinase activity. Gene Ontology annotation, biological process: protein phosphorylation. Bases 34 to 1839 code for a protein of 601 amino acids. Lineage: Eukaryota; Viridiplantae; Streptophyta; Magnoliopsida; Asterales; Asteraceae. The transcript has 3 exons. The record is from RefSeq and is a predicted model, not a curated record.
UUCUCCCAACAAACUGAUCCCCCCUCCCCUAAUAUGGCUCUCCUUAGUUUUAAGAAAUCGCUAACCAAAUCUGAUUCUUUGUACAACUGGAAAGAUGAUGGGUCCAACCCAUGUGACCCCAAUAAUGUGUGGGUUGGCAUAAUAUGUUCAAACGGGGUGAUUAGCAGCAUCAACCUCUCAAGUAUGGAUCUUGAAGGCCGGCCCGACAUCCGUCCCCUGGAGCAUAUCGACGGCCUGAAAGCCAUCAGCAUCGAAAACAACUCCCUUGCGGGCCCAAUGCCGGAGAUCAAUCGUCUUAGCUAUCUAAAAGCUUUUUAUGCAGGUAGUAACUGGUUCUCCGGGGUCAUACCUUCAGAUUUUUUCCAGACAUUAGGGUCCUUAAAGAAACUGUGGUUACAACAUAAUAACUUUUCUGGACAGAUCCCCGUGUCUAUCGGAGAAUUACCAAACCUUAAGGAACUCCAUUUAGAAUACAACCAAUUCUCUGGGCCCAUCCCCUCUUUCCCGGAAGCUGCAGAUGUCUUGACAACUCUUGAUCUGUCCUACAACAAACUUCAAGGCCAAAUACCCCAGACUCUGAACAAAUUUGAUACCAAAGCGUUUGAAAACAACGCUGACCUUUGUGGUCAAAAACUCUCUAAAGAAUGCAACAAGCAGCAGCCUAAAUCACAACAACCCCCGACCACUUCUGAAUCAAAAUCAUCACCAAAAUGGAUCAUCAUGCUUGUCGUCGUGCUUCUCUUACUACUUAUUUUCAUUGGGAAGGCCAGUACCAAUGAACCACCGUAUGACACAACCAGCAGAAGCAAUAAUACCAAUAAUAAGGACAACAAAGAUGCUGCUUCCAGCAGCACCUCAUCAUCAUCUCGAAAAGGUGGCUCCCAAAAAGGCCAGCAGGCGGUGGCUGGUGUUGGGCCCUUGACUGGAAAAUCAUCAUCAGUAGGGGACUUGGUCAUGGUGAAUGAAGAAAGAGGCGUGUUUGGGUUGCAAGACUUGAUGAAAGCUGCAGCCGAGGUGCUUGGAAACGGAGGGCUGGGGUCUGCAUACAAGGCGACGUUGGGGAAUGGAGUGUCGGUGGUUGUCAAAAGGGUGCGAGAGAUGAAUCAGAUGACCAAGGAGGUUUUUGAUGUAGAAAUGAAGAAGCUAGCCAAACUGAACCACCCAAACAUAUUGACACCAUUGGCAUAUCAUUUCAGGAAAGAAGAGAAACUUUUGGUGUCGGAAUACGUCCCCAAAGGAAGUCUGCUUUAUGUUCUACAUGGGGACCGUGGUAUUUCCCAUGCGGAGUUAAACUGGGCUAAUAGGCUGAAGAUAAUAAAAGGAGUGGCAGGAGGGAUGGGCUUCCUUCAUACAGAAUUUGCAUCCUAUCCGUUGCCUCACGGGAACCUAAAGUCAAGCAACGUGCUAAUCGGAUCAGACUAUGAAGCGGUGCUUAGUGAUUACGCUUUUCAUCCUCUACUUAAUAACACGCCCACGGUACAAUGCAUGUUUGCUUAUAAAUCUCCGGAAGCCAUACUUAACCAGAAAGUAUCCCAAAAAAGUGAUGUCUACUGCAUGGGAAUCAUCAUCCUUGAGCUGAUAACCGGAAAAUACCCAUCCCAGUAUUUCAAUAACCAAAAGGGUGGUGGUGGAACAGACGUGGUACAAUGGGUAAGGUCGGCUCUUGCAGAAAACAGGGAAAAGGAGCUGAUUGAUCCAGAGAUAAUUUCGACUACAUCCAGUACUACUGGAGAAAUGGAGAAGCUUCUUCAUAUUGGAGCUGCUUGUACGGAAAGCGAGCCUGAUGAAAGAAUCGACUUGAAGGAAGCAAUAAGAAGAAUACAAGAGGUUCAUAUGUAAUUA